UAUUUAAUUUGUUGUUUUUUUUUGUGAAAGAAGAGUUUUUAAUUAUUUAUAAUUAAUAAGUUAAUUUGGCGUUUAUUGUAUAUUUUGUUUUUCUUCAACAAUUAACAUAGAAUAUGAAGAUCUAAUCAUGCUGCUAAAUGAAUUACCUGAUGAUUGUUUGUUAACCAUUUUUGGAAACUUUGAUUGUCUCGAUGAUUUCAUAAAUUGUUCAAAAGUUUGUACAAGAUGGGCUUUCCUCACAUCUUAUCACCUUAACAAAGUAAAGUGUUUACUAACAAAAAAGACUACUGAUAAUUCAUCGAGUAUCCUUCGAAUCACCAAUCCAUUAGUUUUACUUGAACCAAAUUUACAUAAACUUUUACAAAAUUUACAGAUUUUAGAUAUUGCAUCGGUAAUAGGAGUUAUCGACGAUGAGAAAAUCAAAAGAAUUAUCAAUUCCAAUCAAUCAAUCAGUACAUUGAUCUAUCCAUCUCUUUAUGACGAUGGAUCAGCGGGCUAUUGUUUUGCUAAAGUUGACUCUCAAUUUACCAUGAAUAUUGAUUCUCAAGAGAUUGUGAAUCCUGAUAAUUUGAUUCAAAUCUUUUUUCGCAACUGUAUCGUAUCAUGUUUAUCAAAAUACAUGAUAAAGUACCAAAAUCUUAUAAGGAUACACAUAACUGAUAUCGAACAUUUAAUAGGCGUAAGCGAUGUUUUCUACAAUGGACCAUUGCUAGUAAAUCUCAAGAUACUGGAGUUAACUUCCGCUUCCUAUGAUGGUACAUUUAUUUACACCGGAUUUCAUUUGAUGGAUUUUUGUCCAGCAUUGGAAAGUGCUUUUUUCUAUUCUGAAACGAUUGACUAUUAUGUCAAUGAAUCGAUAAAAAAUUUCAAUCUAAGAGAUUUGGUUAUCCAAUACAUGGAAGGUGAUUAUUCACAAGAAUGGUCUUCGUUGCGAAGUCUUUUGUCCAAAUUUCCAAACUUGAAACAUCUCGCCCUCAGAGGAAAUAAUGAUAUCUCUGAUUUACACGUUGAACAAAUGGUCCAAUUGUUACCCAAAUUAAAACUACUUGACUGUCGACAAUCACCAAAUGUUACUCACAAAUCAAGUGAAUAUCUGAAAGGACUGAGUCAAGAAUCCAAUCGCUCUAUUACAAUUUAUUAUAAUUGUGACAAUCAGGAGUCUGGAGAUUGGCCUAAAAUCGACCACGAAAAGAAUCAAAUCUGUUAUGGACUUGAUUUCAUGAAACACUGUUUCUUCCGAUCAUAUUAUAACCUUCCAUUGUUAAUGGCCCCCUUUGGCGUUUAUUGUAUAUUUUGUUUUUCUUCAACAAUUAACAUAGAAUAUGAAGAUCUAAUCAUGCUGCUAAAUGAAUUACCUGAUGAUUGUUUGUUAACCAUUUUUGGAAACUUUGAUUGUCUCGAUGAUUUCAUAAAUUGUUCAAAAGUUUGUACAAGAUGGGCUUUCCUAACAUCUUAUCACCUUAACAAAGUAAAGUGUUUACUAACAAAAAAGACUACUGAUAAUUCAUCGAGUAUCCUUCGAAUCACCAAUCCAUUAGUUUUACUAGAACCAAAUUUACAUAAACUUUUACAAAAUCUUCAGAUUUUAGAUAUUGCAUCGGCAAUAGGAGUCAUCGACGAUGAGAAAAUCAAAAGAAUUAUCUAUUCCAAUCAAUCAAUAAGUACAUUGAUCUAUCCACCUUUUUUUGAAAAGAAUGGAGUAGUGGGCUGGCGUUUUGCUAAAGUUGACUCUCAAUUUACCAUGAAUAUUGAUUCUCAAGAGAUUGAUAAUCCUGAUAGUUUCUUUCAAAUCUUUUUUCGAAGUUUUCUGUUAUCGCGUUUGAAAGAAUACACGACAGAGUAUCAAAAUCUUCUAAGAAUUCACAUUACUGAUAUCGAAUUUGAUUAUAUCUUGUUCAAAAUAGAUUUAAUAGGUUUAGGUGAUGUUUUCUACAAUGGACCAUUGCUAGUAAAUCUCAAGAUACUGGAGUUAACUUCCGCUUCCUAUGAUGGUACAUUUAUUUACCCCGGAUUUCAUUUGAUGGAUUUUUGUCCAGCAUUAGAAAGUGCUUUUUUCUAUUCUGAAACGAUUGAUUAUUAUGUCAAUGAAUCGAUAAAAAACUUCAAUCUAAGAGAUUUAGUUAUCCAAUACAUGGAAGGUGAUUAUUCACAAGAAUGGUCUUCGUUGCGAAGUCUUUUGUCCAAAUUUCCAAACUUGAAACAUCUCGCUCUCAGAGGAAAUAAUGAUAUCUCCGAUUUACACGUUGAACAAAUGGUCCAAUUGUUACCCAAAUUAAAACUACUCGACUGUCGACAAUCACCAAAUGUUACUCACAAAUCAAGUGAAUAUCUGAAAGGACUGAAUAUUACAAUUUAUUAUAAUUGUGACAAUCAGGAGUCGGGAGAUUGGCCUAAAAUUGACAAUGAAAAGAAUCGCUUUUGUUAUGGACUUGAUUUUAUGAAACAUUGUUUCUUCCGAUCAUAUAAGAACCUUCCAUUGCUAAUGGCACCCUAAUUCACUAUCAACUGACUAUUCUUUUAAUCUGAAACUUUAAUUAACCUUUCAACUACAGCGAAAUAUUUGUACAGCAAUUGAACGUUCAUUAUAAUGCCGAUUAUAAGUUCAUUCCUAAACUUAUUCAAUUGGUUUCUUUACUGCUCCAAUUAUGAACUCUUGUUACUUCGGGAAUUUCUGCCAACAGAAUAUGGAAAAGCAUAGUGUAAAAUACUCAAUAUAAAAAUAAAAUAAACAACAAUAUCUGGUAUCCAAUUGGAAUUAGACAUUUGACCACCUUUAUUAUGGUGGUAAAUAACGAGAGAGAAAUAAUCAUGAAAAUUACCUUCUCCCAAUACAGAGAUAAUUGUAUUAUUCACCUAAUGUGCAUUCAUAUACAUGAAUAUAAAUAUUUACCAAUUGUUCCUUAUUAAAAGUUAGAUGAUACAAGAAAAUUGUUAUGAAAAUAA
Messenger RNA from Panonychus citri (citrus red mite), 2943 nucleotides. RefSeq lists its product as uncharacterized. Bases 128 to 2494 code for a protein of 788 amino acids. The transcript is spliced from 12 exons. The record is from RefSeq and is a predicted model, not a curated record. Gene Ontology annotation, molecular function: protein binding. NCBI's taxonomy places the organism in Eukaryota, Metazoa, Arthropoda, Arachnida, Trombidiformes, Tetranychidae. Gene Ontology annotation, biological process: SCF-dependent proteasomal ubiquitin-dependent protein catabolic process. Gene Ontology annotation, cellular component: SCF ubiquitin ligase complex.